Branchiostoma floridae (Florida lancelet) is the source of this 1092-nucleotide messenger RNA. Its product is annotated as zinc finger protein 667-like. Gene Ontology annotation, biological process: regulation of transcription by RNA polymerase II. The transcript is spliced from 2 exons. The record is from RefSeq and is a predicted model, not a curated record. Gene Ontology annotation, cellular component: nucleus. Gene Ontology annotation, molecular function: DNA-binding transcription factor activity, RNA polymerase II-specific; RNA polymerase II transcription regulatory region sequence-specific DNA binding. Lineage: Eukaryota; Metazoa; Chordata; Leptocardii; Amphioxiformes; Branchiostomatidae. Bases 1 to 1092 code for a protein of 363 amino acids.
AUGGAAGAUCACAAGAACUUUAAGUUGAAGAAGCCCGGUUUCACCCAGGAUCACGAGAAGGGUUUCACUCAGUCCGACACUGCGACAUACAGUUGUGACAUGUGUGACCGUGAAUUUGCCACCCCAACAGCCGUCAUGUACCACCUCCGAAUCCACAAGAUGCUCCGGUGCCCCAAGUGCAAGUUCUCCUGCUCUAAGAAGAAAGUGCUUGACAAGCACGUGUGUCGGUCCAAGAGAGUGUACCGGUGGACAGGCUACUGCCAGACAUGUUCUGCAACCUUCUCCACCCGGCCACAGCUGAACAAGCACUACUCCCAGCACAGGGACCACCUGCCCAUAGCCUGCCCCUGGGAGGGCUGCACCAUCAGGUUUGAACACCUGUACGACCUGACCAAGCAUCAGGUGGUUCAUACCGGCGAGACCAGGUACAUCUGUGAGUACUGCGGACAGCGAUUCAAACAUGUGCAGAACCUGAAGGUGCACAUACGCAUCCACACGGAUGAGAAACCCUUCAAGUGUGACAAGUGCGACUACUCGGGAAGACAGAAGCAUGCACUGGACUACCACAAUAGCCGUCAUCAUGGGAUUCCCAUCCCCACAAGGUCAAAAGUCAUUGUCAACAGCAGUUAUGAGGAUAGUUUAAUCCAUGAGGGGUCAAAAGUCAAUGUCAACCCCAUUGACCAUAGCCAUCCAAUCCAUGAGGGGUCAAAAGUCAAUAUCAACAGCAGUGACCAUGGCAGUCUCCUUGAGGAGUCAAAGGUCAAUAUCAACAGCAGUGACCAUGGCAGUUUCCUUGAGGAGUCAAAGGUCAAUGUCAACAGCAGUGACCAUGGUAGUCCAAUCCCUGAGGGGUCAAAAGUCAAUGUCAACAGCAAUGACCAUGGUAGUCCAAUCCCUGAGGGGUCAAAAGUCAAUGCCAACAGCAGUGACCAUGGCAGUCCAAUCCCUGAGGGGUCAAAAGUCAAUGUCAACAGCAGUGACCAUGGCAGUCCAAUCCCUGAGGGGUCAAAAGUCAAUGUCAACAGCAGUGAUCUUGACCCAUCUGACCCCAAAGUGUCAGAGGUCAAAGGUGAUGGAGAUGGAUAUAAAUGA